GCAUGAUGCGUGCUGAGCAAACGCUUGUGAGGGUGUCAGAGGGAGAGACAAACUGAGGACAGAGAAGUAGAUACUGAGUGACUCAGUCAGUCAGUAAGAGAAAGAGGGGGGACAGGAAACAGACCUGGAAGACAAAUAGUGAAAUACACUCACAUUGUGACACACAGACGGACAGAAGGAGCUCAACUCAAGCGUCAGUUCUGCUCCUGAGAAGAAGCCUGGUGGUUUGUGGUCAGGACCUUGUGAGAGGUUGAAAGCUAAUGACAACUUUGCUGCUUUGGAUCUGAAGAGGACAAAAACACAGGACUGAGUUUUGACAAAAAGAACGGAUUUUGCCAUGAGGGCAUCCCUCUAGCUGACCUGAAUUUGGAUAUACCGUCAUUCCUUUUGUGGACUCAGCGGCUCGUGGUGGUUGAGGACUUCUUGAGCAAAAAGGAAACAGAUUUGUGUGACUGAUUUGUCUGAGUACGUAAAGCUCAACCGGCAACUUGUGGGGUGCAGUCUGGUGGAGAGGCAAGGCAGGGGGAGGGGAGGACACUCCGGCCUGAAUCUCUGUUCUCUUGGAGGGAGUCUUUUCAACAUGAGGUAACCCCCAAAAUAACUACAUCAAGACAGUGGAGUGACUCAAGUUAACCAUGUGCCCCAUUCCUCUCAUAUGUGGACAGCUGUGCAGGAAAGCAACAUUUGUGCCAAUGGCCUGAAUUAUCAGAUGACAGUGUCUUUCAAUGUAUCAUGGUUUAGGACUGUUCUGUGAUUUACUCUCCAUACAUGGUGAAUUCAUUGUGCAGGACAGCCCUUUCAUAAUAGAUAGUACAUAACAGACAGCCCUCAGCCCUCCACUCUUUGUCUCUCAGAAUGGACAACAAUACCCCCCUGACUGAAAAUUUCACCCCACAAGCAGACAGCUCUACCUGCAACAAGAACGAUGGGUUCAAAUACCCAUUGUACAGUACUAUAUUUAGCAUUGUGUUUGUGGUGGGACUGAUCACGAAUGUUGUAGCUAUUUACAUUUUCACAUGCUCUCUGAAGCUGAGGAAUGAGACCACAACCUACAUGAUAAACUUGGUAGUGUCUGACCUGCUAUUUGUCUUUACACUGCCUCUGAGGGUCUUCUACUUCAUCAACCAGAACUGGCCUUUUGGAAGCAUGCUCUGCAAGUUCUCCGUCUCGCUGUUCUACACCAACAUGUAUGGUAGCAUGCUCUUUCUCACCUGCAUUAGCGUGGAUCGCUUUUUAGCCAUUGUGCACCCUUUCCGCUCAAGGGCGCUUAGGACCAAGCGCAAUGCUAAGAUAGUGUGUAUUGCUGUGUGGGUGCUGGUGCUGUCAGGGAGUCUCCCCACAGGGUUCAUGUUGGAGCCCACCUCACGUGAGAACAGCAAGGCUAACUCCACAUUCUGCUUUGAGAACUUCUCUUCCAAUCAGUGGAAAUCCCACCUUUCUAAGGUGGUAAUCUUCAUAGAGACAGUGGGCUUCAUCAUCCCGCUUCUGCUCAAUGUAUGUUGCUCCAUCAUGGUGCUGCAGACCCUGCGUCGCCCCCAAACCAUCAGUCGUGGGGGGAAGCUGAACAAAACAAAGAUCCUGCGCAUGAUAAUUGUUCACCUCUUUAUUUUUUGUUUUUGCUUCAUCCCCUACAAUGUAAACUUGGUUUUCUACGCUCUGGUCCGCACUAAAACUUUAAAAGGCUGCUUUGCAGAGUCGGUGGUCCGAAUGAUCUACCCAAUAGCCCUCUGCAUAGCUGUGUCCAACUGCUGCUUUGAUCCCAUUGUUUACUACUUCACCUCAGAGACCAUCCAGAACUCCAUCAAGAGGAAGUCUCAGGUCAGCCGUUCGUAUGACAUCAAGUUCUCCGAGGCCCUGCAGUCAGAAACCAGCUCCAACCUGCAGUGCAGCCUGAGGAAUCUCAAAGCUAAAGUCUUCCACAAUGAGUCUUCUGUGUGAAGGUGGGGUUGCUACACUUGGCAUGAAAGGUAUUAAAAUCCAUCUUUAGAAAAACAAACCUCCUUGAUGCAAUGGGAAUGGAUUUUUUGCUGUGCACUUGCCAAAGAAGUAUUAUCUGAUCUCAGGACAAAUGUUUGGAUCUGCCAUAGACAGCCUCUGCUCUGCAGUAUUGCUGCACAUAACGCUUUGUUCUUCUGUGGAUUUGUUAUUAGUACUUACUAAUUUCUCUUUCCUGUGGAAUAUACUGUAAUUGCAUUAAGCACAAUUACUCUGCCAGUGACCUGGAAGGGAAUGUGAUCACCGAACAGCAGGGCAGUUAUAAUAUUGAAAGCUACAUGUGCCUGUAUAUCUGUACAUUUCUGUGGUAAGUUGUGGUGCUAACGUUAGUAUCUAUUAAAUUAACAUAAAGUUAUAUCAAACUGUAGCUUGUACAGGGCUUUGUUUUGUUUGUUUAAAUUGUGAAUUACAAAUAGGUCAUAGAAGUGCCUUUUUUGCUCUGGCAGCAUUUCAUUGUAGACUUUUUGUUUUUAUAGACCAUUAAAUGCACUGACACAAAAGUUCACAAACUGCACUCAUGCCACAGUAAUGAAUAAAAUACAUGUACUGUCUAAAUUAAUCAAUUGCACCUGAAACCUUUUGAUUUACUUAUUUAUUAUUAUUGUUUUUUUAAGAUAAGAAAACCUUUAUUUUUUACUUUUUUAACUCUCACUUAUCUAUCUCUGCUCUUGUCUUUGCUGUUGCAAACCGCAAUUUCCCCACUGUGGGACAAAUAAAGGUUUUCUUAUCUUAUCUUGUUCAUUUUUAAAUGAAGAAACUGCUAUAUUUUAAAUGAUGAACUUAAAUCAUGAAAUAGUGGACCAAACCUCAAAAUGAGACUACUCAUGAGACAUCUUGACUUCCCACCAUUUAACUGCUAAACAUCUCCUCUUUAACGUUUGUCCUGAAUGCAAAUGAGAAGGUAAAGAAGUCGAAGUGGAAAGUCUGAUGGUCUAAUGGACAAAAAAGACUUAUCUUGUAUGUAACUGUGGUGAAACAACCACCAAGUCAAGAAUAGCAUACUUCUGCUAUACCAGUUGGUACUGAAAAAGAAAGUGUAGUGUAUUUUAUGUUCAGCCUAACCUAUAGGAAUUCCAUUUUAUCAUCCAUUAAAAUGUUGUUUUCCUCCAUAGGACAGUGUUUAAUAUCUAUCACUAACAACGCUGAUCCUUUGCACCAGAAUAGUCAGUUCUGUGGCGCAGUAAAUCAGGAUGCCCGUGAUCAACAAAAGAAUACAGUUCUAACAGUCAUGUGGCAUAAUUUUUUUUUAAAUGUUCACAAGUCAAAUUUAAAUUAAAAAAAAAUAAAUUAAGUAAGUCCCUUUUGCAGUUUACUAAAAAAACAGAUGUGUGAAAUAUUUCUCCUGCUGUGGAAAAAUUUAAAGUGAUAUCAGAAAGGAGUCAACACAGCGUGAGAGUGAAUAACAGAAAGCACAUGGUGCUCUUAAUUUAUUGACAUAGCCUGAAGGUCAGUCAGCGGCACGUUAUUCAUAACCCACCUGUAACUCUGUUUUGAGGCCAUGUGAGUGAGUCGAGGACAUGGUUAAAGACCAGGGCUGCUAUGACAACAAACAAGUAUAAUUUAACACUGAGGCAUAAAAGCUGCGGCUUGGCCACAUGCUCAUUGAGCAUCACAAAACUAAAACUUGUUCAGGACUGCCGACAUCUCGAUGACUCAUUUCAAGAGGACAUCAUAGACUAAUCACUAUGUUUGUGUAUUCAGCACAUACAGCCAUUAACUGACCACCAGGUGUUCGUAACUGUUGUCAUCUGGGUUAAAGGUCAUGGCAGUGACAGAGAGGGGGAAAUAAAAUAAGUCACAGUUUAAAUGCAGUAAAGAUAUGUAAAUACAUUGAUUAAAUAAACUUUUAACUGUAAUUUUGCACCAAGAGUGAAUAAAUAAAGGAAAUAAA
Messenger RNA from Micropterus dolomieu (smallmouth bass), 3886 nucleotides. RefSeq names its product lysophosphatidic acid receptor 6a (gene lpar6a). Gene Ontology annotation, biological process: phospholipase C-activating G protein-coupled receptor signaling pathway; positive regulation of Rho protein signal transduction. Bases 856 to 1938 code for a protein of 360 amino acids. The transcript has a single exon. The record is from RefSeq and is a predicted model, not a curated record. Lineage: Eukaryota; Metazoa; Chordata; Actinopteri; Centrarchiformes; Centrarchidae. Gene Ontology annotation, molecular function: lysophosphatidic acid receptor activity. Gene Ontology annotation, cellular component: membrane.